Triticum turgidum subsp. durum (durum wheat) is the source of this 666-nucleotide messenger RNA. The record is from the annotation of a GenBank genome assembly. Lineage: Eukaryota; Viridiplantae; Streptophyta; Magnoliopsida; Poales; Poaceae.
AUGUUUUAUUUGAGGUGGUGCCAUGUUGAGAGGUGUCCUAAGUUACAGGAAGUUUUCACCCCUUACACAAACCAGUGGUGUUGUUCCUUUGCUGAUAUGGAGACCAUUUGGGUGACCGAUCUCAGAGCAGCUGGCUGCAUUUGGAGCAAAGGAAUGACUCGGGCAUUUGAGGAAGAAUCUGUCUUUGGAGAACUACGGAGCAUACACUUGCACAACUGCCCAAGGCUCAAGUUUGUCCUCCCAAUCUCGUCAUUCAUCUUACCCAGCCUAGAGACCAUCCAAAUAGUCCACUGCGGUAAUCUCAGGCAGAUCUUCCCAUGGGAUGUGAAUUAUGAAGCUGGAAAAGAAGACACUGUGAAGAAUUUUCCAAAGCUAAAGCACAUACACCUGCACCAACUCGACUGCCUGGAGCAAAUAUGCGAGGCCAAGAUGUUUGCUCCCAGGCUUGAGACGAUCAGGAUAAGGGGUUCUUGGGGCCUUAGGCGCCUCCCAGCUGUCGGCCUUCGCCAUGGAGCCGGCCUUCCUGUUGUGGACUGUGAGAAGGACUUGUGGGACAUGCUAGAGUGGGACGGUCUGGAGGCCGGGCACCACCCGUCACUCUUUGAGACACAUCAUCACUCGCUGUAUUACAAGAAAGCCCUACCCAGAGUCUCGGUCCUCCGUUGA